AAAACUGUUCGUCUAGGCAGUAAUCAAUUCAAUAUGUUUUAGCAUCUUCCAUCCUCUUCGAAGGUAUACAACUUACUAGAAGGAAAGUCACUACACAAGUGCCAUCAUGAGCACGGACGCAGAGAUGGAGCAGUUUGGCGUGGCGGCCAUUUUUCUCCGCAAGCCAGAGAGGGAGAGGAUUGAGGCCCAAAAUACUCCUUUUGACGCCAAAACGGCUUACUUUGUGACGGAUGCUGAUGAGAUGUAUGUCAAAUGCAAGGUUGUGAAGAAAGAGGGUGGCAAAGCUACAUGUGAGAUUGAUGGGGGAAAGACUGUAACAGUCAAAGAGGAUGACAUCCACCCAAGGAAUCCUCCCAAGUUUGAUAAAAUUGAGGACAUGGCCAUGAUGACCCACCUCAAUGAGCCUUGUGUUUUGUAUAACCUCAAAGACCGUUAUGCAUCAUGGAUGAUCUACACCUACUCUGGGUUGUUCUGCGUCGUGGUGAACCCCUACAAGUGGCUUCCUGUAUACGAUGCUGUCUGUGUAGCAGCCUACAGAGGCAAGAAGAGGAUUGAGGCCCCACCCCACAUCUUCUCCAUCUCUGAUAACGCCUAUCAGUUCAUGCUCACUGAUCGGGAGAACCAGUCUGUUCUGAUUACUGGAGAAUCUGGUGCCGGAAAGACUGUCAACACCAAACGUGUCAUCCAGUACUUUGCAACAAUUGCAGCUAUUGGAGCUAAAAAGGAUGCUCAGCCUACAACAACUGGCAAAAUGCAGGUAAAUAACGAUUACUAUCUAAAUGUAUUUUUUUUUUUUUUUAAAGUGUUAAAUGUUGUAAAUGUGGUAAUACAGGGGUCCCUUGAAGAUCAAAUUGUUGCUGCCAACCCUCUGCUGGAGGCUUAUGGUAAUGCCAAAACUGUGAGGAAUGACAACUCCUCUCGUUUUGGUAAAUUCAUCAGAAUUCAUUUUGGCACAUCUGGAAAGCUUGCUUCAGCUGAUAUUGAAACAUAUCUGCUGGAGAAAUCCCGUGUGACCUUCCAGCUGUCUGCUGAGAGGAGCUACCACAUCUUCUACCAGCUCAUGACCGGCCACAAGCCUGAACUGCUGGAGGCACUUCUGAUCACCACUAACCCCUAUGAUUACCCAAUGAUCAGCCAGGGUGAAAUCACUGUCAAGAGCAUCAAUGAUGUGGAGGAGUUCAUUGCAACUGAUACGGCUAUUGACAUCUUGGGCUUCACUGCUGAUGAGAAGAUUAACAUCUACAAGCUGACUGGUGCUGUGAUGCAUCACGGAAACAUGAAAUUCAAGCAGAAACAGCGUGAAGAGCAGGCAGAGCCUGAUGGCACUGAGGUUGCUGACAAGAUCUCCUACCUCAUGGGUCUGAACUCUGCUGACAUGCUGAAAGCUCUUUGUUACCCAAGAGUCAAAGUCGGAAAUGAGAUGGUGACCAAAGGUCAAACCGUCCCACAGGUGAACAAUGCUGUCAGUGCUCUGUGCAAGUCUGUCUAUGAGAAAAUGUUCUUGUGGAUGGUCAUCAGAAUCAAUGAGAUGUUGGACACUAAACAGCCAAGAUCCUUCUUCAUUGGAGUGUUGGAUAUUGCUGGAUUUGAGAUCUUUGAUUUUAACAGUUUGGAGCAGCUCUGCAUCAACUUCACCAAUGAGAAACUGCAACAGUUUUUCAACCACCACAUGUUUGUCCUGGAGCAAGAAGAGUACAAGAAAGAGGGCAUUGAAUGGGAGUUCAUCGAUUUUGGUAUGGACUUGGCUGCCUGCAUUGAGCUCAUUGAAAAGCCAAUGGGCAUCUUCUCGAUCCUUGAAGAGGAGUGCAUGUUCCCCAAGGCCUCUGACACAACCUUCAAGAACAAGCUGUAUGACCAACAUCUGGGCAAGACCAAAGCCUUUGAGAAACCAAAACCUGGCAAGGGCAAGGCAGAGGCUCACUUCGCACUGGUCCACUAUGCUGGCACAGUAGACUACAAUAUUGGUGGCUGGCUGGACAAGAACAAAGACCCACUGAAUGACUCAGUUGUUCAGCUCUACCAGAAAUCUGCAAACAAACUGCUGUGCUUCCUGUAUGCAGCCCAUGCUGGGGCUGAGGCUGAGAGUGGUGGCAAGAAGGGUGGCAAGAAGAAGGGUGGUUCCUUCCAGACUGUAUCUGCACUUUUCAGAGAAAAUUUGGGCAAGCUGAUGACCAACUUGAGGAGCACUCACCCUCACUUUGUGCGUUGCUUGAUUCCCAAUGAAACUAAGACCCCAGGUCUUAUGGAGAACUUCCUGGUUAUCCACCAGCUGAGGUGUAAUGGUGUGCUGGAGGGUAUCAGAAUCUGCAGGAAGGGAUUCCCCAGCAGAAUCCUCUAUGGUGACUUCAAACAGAGAUACAAAGUAUUGAAUGCAAGUGUCAUCCCUGAGGGACAGUUCAUUGACAACAAGAAAGCUUCAGAGAAGCUGCUUGGCUCCAUUGAUGUGGAUCACACUCAGUACAAGUUUGGGCACACCAAGGUGUUCUUCAAAGCUGGUCUGCUGGGGCAGCUUGAGGAGAUGAGAGAUGAGAAACUGGCUGAGCUGGUGACUAUGACUCAGGCUCUCUGCAGAGGAUAUGUGAUGAGGAAGGAGUUUGUCAAGAUGAUGCAGAGAAGAGAAUCCAUCUACUCGAUCCAGUACAACAUCCGCUCCUUCAUGAAUGUGAAAAACUGGCCAUGGCUGAAACUGUACUUUAAGAUCAAACCCCUUCUGAAGAGUGCUGAGACUGAGAAGGAGCUCAGUCAAAUGAAAGAGAACUAUGAGAAGAUGCAGUCUGACCUGGCAGCUGCUUUGGCCAAGAAAAAAGAGCUGGAGGAAAAAAUGGUUUCCCUGUUGCAGGAGAAGAAUGAUCUGCAGCUGCAAGUGGCAUCUGAAGUGGAAAACCUCUCUGAUGCAGAAGAGCGAUGUGAGGGACUUAUCAAAAGCAAAAUCCAACUUGAGGCAAAGCUCAAAGAAACAACUGAGAGACUGGAGGAUGAGGAGGAAAUCAAUGCUGAGCUGACAGCAAAGAAGAGGAAGCUGGAGGAUGAAUGCUCUGAGCUGAAGAAAGACAUUGAUGACUUGGAGCUCACCUUGGCUAAAGUGGAGAAAGAGAAACAUGCCACUGAGAACAAGGUGAAGAACUUGACAGAGGAGAUGGCAUCUCAAGAUGAGGCUAUUGCCAAGCUGACCAAAGAAAAGAAAGCCCUCCAAGAGUCCCAUCAGCAAACUCUGGACGACCUCCAGGCAGAGGAAGAUAAAGUCAACACUCUGACCAAGGCCAAGACCAAGCUGGAACAGCAAGUUGAUGAUCUUGAGGGAUCCCUGGAACAAGAGAAGAAGCUCCGCAUGGACCUCGAGAGAGCCAAGAGGAAGCUGGAAGGAGACCUGAAACUGGCCCAGGAAUCCAUCAUGGACCUAGAGAAUGAUAAGCAGCAAUCUGACGAAAAGAUCAAAAAGAAGGACUUUGAGAUCAGCCAGCUCCUCAGUAAGAUUGAGGAUGAGCAGUCUCUUGGUGCUCAGCUUCAGAAGAAGAUCAAGGAGCUUCAGGCUCGCAUUGAGGAGCUGGAGGAGGAGAUUGAGGCUGAGAGAGCAGCUCGUGCAAAGGUGGAGAAGCAGAGAGCUGACCUCUCCAGGGAGCUUGAGGAGAUCAGUGAGAGACUGGAGGAAGCUGGUGGAGCCACAGCUGCUCAGAUUGAGCUGAACAAGAAACGUGAGGCUGAGUUCCAGAAGCUGCGUCGUGAUCUUGAGGAGUCCACCCUGCAGCAUGAGGCGACAGCCGCAGCCCUUCGCAAGAAGCAGGCUGACAGUGUGGCUGAGCUAGGAGAGCAGAUCGACAACCUUCAGCGUGUCAAGCAGAAGCUGGAGAAAGAGAAGAGCGAGUACAAAAUGGAGAUUGAUGACCUCUCCAGCAACAUGGAGGCUGUGGCUAAAUCAAAGGGCAACCUGGAGAAAAUGUGCAGGACACUUGAGGACCAGCUGAGUGAGCUCAAAGCCAAAAAUGAUGAGAAUGUCCGCCAGCUGAAUGACAUUAAUGCUCAGAAAGCAAGACUCCAGACAGAGAAUGGUGAGUUUUCUCGUCAGCUUGAAGAGAAGGAAGCUCUUGUUUCUCAGCUGACCAGAGGCAAGCAGGCUUUCACUCAGCAGAUUGAAGAGCUGAAGAGACAUGUUGAGGAAGAAGUCAAGGCAAAGAAUGCCCUGGCUCAUGGUGUCCAGUCUGCCCGUCAUGAUUGUGAUCUGCUCAGAGAGCAAUAUGAGGAGGAGCAGGAAGCAAAGGCUGAGCUGCAGAGAGCAAUGUCCAAGGCCAACAGUGAAGUGGCUCAGUGGAGAUCCAAAUAUGAGACUGAUGCUAUUCAGCGCACUGAGGAGCUGGAAGAGGCCAAGAAAAAGCUGGCCCAGCGUCUGCAGGAGGCUGAGGAAUCUAUUGAGGCUGUGAACUCCAAGUGUGCCUCUUUGGAGAAGACAAAGCAGAGGCUGCAGGGUGAGGUGGAGGACCUCAUGAUUGAUGUGGAGAGAGCUAAUGCUUUGGCUGCCAAUCUGGACAAGAAGCAGAGGAACUUUGACAAAGUUUUGGCAGAGUGGAAGCAGAAGUAUGAGGAGGGCCAAGCUGAACUGGAGGGUGCCCAGAAGGAGGCUCGCUCUCUCAGCACUGAACUCUUUAAGAUGAAGAACUCUUAUGAGGAGGCCCUGGAUCAGCUGGAGACUUUAAAGAGAGAGAACAAGAACCUGCAGCAGGAGAUUUCUGAUUUGACUGAGCAGAUUGGAGAGUCUGGAAAGAGCAUCCACGAGUUGGAGAAGGCCAAGAAGACUGUUGAGACUGAAAAAUCUGAGAUACAGACAGCCCUGGAAGAAGCUGAGGGCACUCUAGAGCAUGAAGAAGCCAAGAUUCUGCGUGUUCAGCUGGAGCUCAACCAGGUCAAAGGUGAGGUUGACCGGAAACUGGCAGAGAAGGACGAGGAGAUGGAGCAGAUAAAGAGGAACAGCCAGAGAAUCAUUGACUCCAUGCAGAGCACUCUGGAUGCUGAGGUCAGGAGCAGGAAUGAUGCCCUGAGAGUCAAGAAGAAGAUGGAGGGAGAUCUGAACGAGAUGGAGAUUCAGCUAAGCCAUGCCAACAGACAGGCAGCUGAAGCCCAGAAACAGCUCAGGAAUGUCCAGGGCCAGCUCAAGGAUGCCCAACUACACCUUGAUGAUGCCAUCAGAGGACAGGAAGAUAUGAAGGAGCAGGUGGCCAUGGUGGAACGUAGAAAUGGUCUGAUGUUGGCUGAGAUUGAGGAGCUGAGAGCUGCUCUGGAGCAGACAGAGAGAGCACGCAAAGUGGCUGAGCAGGAGUUGGUGGAUGCCAGUGAGCGUGUUGGAUUGCUUCACUCUCAGAACACCAGUCUUCUGAACACCAAGAAGAAGCUGGAGUCUGAUCUGGUCCAAGUUCAAGGUGAAGUGGAUGAUGCAGUUCAAGAAGCAAGAAAUGCUGAAGAGAAGGCCAAAAAGGCCAUCACUGAUGCUGCCAUGAUGGCGGAGGAGCUGAAGAAGGAGCAGGACACCAGUGCUCAUCUGGAGAGGAUGAAGAAGAACCUGGAGGUCACUGUCAAGGACCUGCAGCACCGUCUGGAUGAGGCUGAGAGUCUGGCCAUGAAGGGCGGCAAGAAGCAGCUCCAGAAACUGGAGUCCAGGGUGCGUGAGCUUGAGGCAGAAGUUGAAGCUGAGCAGAGACGUGGAGCUGAUGCUGUGAAGGGAGUCCGCAAAUAUGAGCGUAGAGUCAAAGAGCUGACCUAUCAGACUGAGGAGGACAAGAAGAAUGUGAACAGACUCCAGGAUCUGGUGGAUAAGCUGCAGCUUAAAGUGAAAUCUUACAAAAGACAGGCGGAAGAGGCUGAGGAGCAGGCCAACAGUCACAUGUCCAGACUCAGGAAGGUCCAGCAUGAACUUGAGGAGGCACAGGAGCGUGCAGAUAUUGCUGAGUCCCAGGUCAACAAGCUCAGAGCUAAGAGCCGUGAUGCCGGAAAGUCUGACAUUGCAGAGUAAAUGUCAAUAUCUGGACAUUUUGCGGUCAGUUCAUAAAAUAUGAACUAUAUUCCAAUAAAUCUCAUUAUUAAAAGAUGUACUUGGUUUUGUCAUUUCUACACAAUUUAAAACCAUAUAAUGGCUUUCAAUCUUUUAUGACAAUCUAUAUUUUAGAAUAUGUGUGAGUGGAGUCAUUCACUAACAUGUUUUUCCGUAUCUCAAGGAAUAAAGGC
Periophthalmus magnuspinnatus is the source of this 6210-nucleotide messenger RNA. RefSeq names its product myosin heavy chain, fast skeletal muscle. NCBI's taxonomy places the organism in Eukaryota, Metazoa, Chordata, Actinopteri, Gobiiformes, Gobiidae. Gene Ontology annotation, cellular component: myosin complex. The transcript has 39 exons. Gene Ontology annotation, molecular function: actin filament binding; cytoskeletal motor activity; ATP binding. The record is from RefSeq and is a predicted model, not a curated record. Bases 107 to 5998 code for a protein of 1963 amino acids.